GGCAAUUAGAAAUAAAAAGAAAUUAUUUUAAUUUCUGCAGCUGUCCGAGUAUUAUACAUUAAUAAUUAGUAAACAAUUAGUAAAUAAACAAUGUUUCGUCGUGGUAAAUUGGCAUUUUUAAAUACCAAAGAUGAUCGUAUUAAAAUUAUUAACGAACGCAUUAAUUUAACCGAAAAACAUUUAAUAGAAAUGUGUUCGACUUUUUCCGCCUGCACCAGGAAGUUGGCUAAAUUUCGUGAUUCUUAUGACGAACUAUCGAAAUGCUUAAAACACUAUUCGGAUGAUGAGGAAAUCAAUGAAAGUUUAAGUGAUGGUUUGAAAAAUUUCACUAACGCUGUCACUAUUUUGGCUGAUUAUAUGGAUUUGAAUGUUCAUCGUAUGGAAUUGAAGAUUGUUAAUGAAUUGGCACAAUUUGAUACUUUAUGUAAAACUACCAGGGAUAAUUUACGUACAGCUGUAGCUCGUGAUAAAGAGGUCUUAAAGCAGCGUCAAAUGUUGGAAUUGAAAACGAAAUUUUCGGCUAAUAAUUCCGCUGCCGAUUCGGAAUUGCUAAAAGCUAAAAUGGAAGUAAGUCGUACGAAUAAAGAAAUCGAUGAAAUUAUAAGCAAUUUCGAGAAGCGUAAACUGAAUGAUAUUAAAAGCAUACUAGUAGAUUUCAUUUUAAUCUCCAUGAAAUAUCAUACAAAAUCUUUGGAAGCUUUAUCGGCCAGUUAUUAUGAUGUAACAAAUAUCGAUGAAAGGGGAGAUUUUAUGGAAUUUCAAAAACUAAUGAAAUCGAAAAGUGAGGCACAAGAAAAGAAAUCCAAUAAAAAGGCGGGCCAGUUGAGGUCACAGUCAAUGGAAAGUUUGGAAAGAGAUCAACUAUUAAGUCCUUUAAAAAGGAAGGGUAGAAUAAGUAAAUCUACUAAAAAUUUGGCAGAAAAUAAAACCGAUGAAGAAGACGAAGAUGAUGAGGAUGAAGACGGCGAAGAAGAAGAGGAGGAUGAUGACGACGACGAAGAAGAUGAUGAGGAGGAGGAUGACAGCGAAAAUUCCAAGUCUGAAGAGGACUCAAUUACCGAAGCCGAAGAUGUGGGCGAGGCAAAUGCUUUGGAUACUGCCUCUAAUUUAAAGGCAAAUAAAUUGAAUUUUAAGAAACCUUUAACCAAACCCCAAGUAAAGCAUCCCUUUAAAGCGGUGGCGGCUACACAUGUAAGAUUGCAAAAGCAAUUGCAUGUGCAGUCUUAAAACUACAUUUUUUAA
Messenger RNA from Lucilia sericata (common green bottle fly), 1242 nucleotides. RefSeq names its product protein FAM92A (gene Fam92). Gene Ontology annotation, cellular component: ciliary basal body; ciliary transition zone. The record is from RefSeq and is a predicted model, not a curated record. NCBI's taxonomy places the organism in Eukaryota, Metazoa, Arthropoda, Insecta, Diptera, Calliphoridae. Gene Ontology annotation, biological process: cilium assembly.